AUGGGGCAGGGGACGCCGGGGGGCAUGAACAAGCAGGGAUUUCCUGGGGACAGGAAGCGUGAUGGGGACAAGAAGGAUAAGAAGUUCGAGCCGGCAGCGCCUCCGAGCCGCGUCGGAAGGAAGCAGCGCAAGCAGAAGGGGCCCGAGGCGGCGGCGAGGGUCCCGGCGGUUACGCCGCUCACCAAGUGUAAGCUCCGUCUCUUGAAACUGGAGCGGAUCAAGGAUUAUCUGCUCAUGGAGGAGGAGUUUGUUAGCAAUCAGGAGCGCCUCAAACCCCAGGAGGAUAAGAAUGAGGAGGAUCGGUCUAAGGUCGAUGACCUCCGGGGGUCUCCGAUGAGCGUUGGGAAUCUCGAGGAGCUGAUUGACGAGAACCACGCGAUUGUUUCGUCGUCGGUUGGGCCGGAGUACUAUGUUGGCAUUCUGUCGUUCGUGGACAAGGAUCAGCUCGAGCCUGGAUGCUCCAUCCUCACCCACAAUAAGGUAUUAAAUAGAUCUUGAUCCUUUAGCUGUUUGUGGUUUUCCGGAGACAUUUUGGAGUUGGAGUUUCGAGCACGGAUACCUGGCUUUUCUACAAUUAGGGUUUUUUGUUUCGUGGGUCGAGUUUUUUUGACCAAGGGCACAGUUGAGUGUGCUGUUUAGUUGCUUUGAAAAAUUAUCAGAUCUCAGCACAUAUUGCCAUUAUCCUCUGUUUUAGGUCUGAACUUUUGGAUCUGACAUUAGUUUUAACGUGGUGAGUAUUUUCUACGUUUUCAGUUCCUUCAUAAACAUGUUUCUGUCUCCAAAAUUCCCAAAUGAACCUUUUUGGUUCGGUUACCCAAAUUCUGCCAUCGUAUAGAAUGAGGACGACGAAGAUAUAUACUUUCCUCGGGGUGUGUAUAAAUAAAUAUAUAGAGAAAUUGAGGUAUAUUUAUAGAGAAUAAACAAGAUAAGUUAUUAAUGUUUGACCUGUAAUCGUAUUGUAUUUCCAGUUAAAGCUGCAUUAUGGUAAUCUCCCUUAAAAUAAGCACUGCACAAUUUUUUCCCAUUAUUUGUGCCAACAAGUAAUCUUCCUUGGUGGAAAGAUGAUAGUCUAUUUGUGGUCAUUGCUCAUCACGCUCAUCAUAUGUGAUGGGAUGGUUUUGUAGAGACACUGUAGAUAUAGUGAAGGCAUGAAUGUUUAUGUUUCUCUGACAGGUUUUAACCAACGUUGGGAUGGUUGAUUGCUGGUUGUUUUUGAAAUCCUACAGUCAUUGAAUGCAACUGAUGAUUAAUUAAAAAGAUGAUGCGAAACGGGGAUAGAGCAUGAUCAGUAUGAGAUUUAACUGUCAUGGUUUUAGCUAUCAGAGCUGAUGACAAAGAUAAUAUUGGAUUCAGUCGAUGUUUGAAAGAAAGGAUUAUUUUCGAUCAUUCAGGGGACAGAUUGAGUGUGGGACGAAUUUUUGUCUACUUGUACAUCUUUUAGCGUCCAGCAAGUUGGAAGAGUUCUAGUUUUUGUAAUAUGUAUUGUGGAAGGUGUUUCAUGUGCUUAUGAAGAGACAUCCAUUAAGUCUGCAUUGAAAUGUUUUAUCUUCUUUUCCCUAUUGGUUUACAGCUUCGUUUUUGUACGAAGAUUCAUCUGUACCUCAAGCGCGUUUUGCCAAUAAUUUUCUUUUUCACUUCGUAAUUUCUGCGAAAAAUAUGGGCGUGGUGGCACUUAGAUAAUAACUUGGCCUCUUUUUUCUGCUUAUGUACUUUAACAGGUUCUUUCUGUUGUUGGAAUUCUUCAAGACGAAGUUGAUCCAAUGGUUUCGGUGAUGAAAGUUGAAAAGGCUCCGUUGGAAUCAUAUGCAGAUAUUGGUGGAUUAGAUUCUCAAAUUCAGGAGAUUAAAGAGGCUGUUGAGCUUCCUCUUACUCAUCCUGAACUCUACGAAGAUAUUGGUAUAAAGCCUCCAAAGGGAGUUAUACUUUAUGGUGAACCAGGUACUGGGAAAACAUUGCUUGCCAAGGUCAGUACCGACUUAAAUUUCUUUUCUCAUGGUUGAUAUUCUGUUUCUUUAGAAAGUACGUCUUGUAGUUCUGCAGAAUUUUAGUAAAAUAUUUUUUGUGGUAUCCCAGACUUUAUUCAGUAUUCGUGCCUGUCCCAAGUGCACCAUGACUUUGCUCUCUGAGGCGCGGGAUCAGAUGGGUUGGCCGUUAGUAUCUUUGGGGAGAGUUUCAAAGCCGUGCUGAAACCAUUCGUGUUUUUUGCCAUUUUUGUCAAAAAUAUCCAAAAGUGUCUGAUCAAUGAUAUAGAUUGAUUUUUUGAGAAUUUUCAAGAGCUCUGGAUUGAAUAUUCCCACCUGAUUGAGUCAAUUUGGGUCAAACUGAAUCAUGUUGGGUAUGAAGAUACCAUAUAGUUCACACAAAUAGUAUGGAAUACCGUUGUCUACAUUCGUAUCAGCACACGUCUUGUGUGGAUACAUAAUUGACCUUGUCACUUUUAAGAGUUAACAAUGCGAAACAUUAAUAUGCAUCGAAAAUCAUGGAAUACUGAUUAAAUGCAUCCUUCUCCCAUCCUGUCCCAAUCAAUUUAUGGCCACAUAAUAUAUAUAUAUAUAUAUAUAUAUAUAUAGAUGUUUAUGCAGCUAAUCAUUUUUGCCUUCCCUAAAUAUGUUAUCCUUGUCUAUCCUUAUCUUCAUUGCAUGGAUGCCCAUUUUUGGGUUUAACACGUUUUAGGAUUUUCAUCUAUUAUUUUUCAGGUACACAGUUUAUUUGUGUAAUUUUUUUUUUAUAAAUAUUCUUCGCGUUUCAGGCUGUUGCGAACUCUACAUCGGCAACCUUCUUGCGCGUAGUUGGAAGCGAGCUAAUCCAGAAGUACCUGGGUGACGGUCCCAAACUGGUGAGAGAGCUCUUUAGAGUGGCCGACGAGCUCUCCCCUUCGAUAGUAUUCAUCGAUGAGAUAGAUGCUGUGGGAACUAAGAGGUAUGUGGGCAUCACCAGGUCUAUGAUUCUCUAAUGAUCGCUCGAGAUGCUGAGCUGCUGCACCACGAGCUUCUUUUCCUCACAGGUACGACGCCCAUUCAGGAGGCGAGCGCGAGAUCCAGAGAACCAUGCUGGAGCUGCUGAACCAGCUCGAUGGCUUCGACUCGAGGGGCGAUGUCAAGGUUAUCCUUGCGACGAACCGGAUUGAAAGCCUCGACCCGGCGUUGCUCCGCCCAGGUAGAAUUGACCGGAAGAUCGAAUUCCCUCUGCCAGAUAUCAAAACCAGGAGACGCAUCUUCCAGGUAUGAAUGCUCCGUGUGAAUGCUUCCUUCCUUCCUUCCUUCCUUUGUUCUUCUUUUUUUUUCCUAUUUUAGCAAUGUGGGUUUGCCAUUUUUUUUCCUAUAUUACCUGCUGAUGCUAUGUAAGUUAUGUUUUUUUGUCCUGGAAGAUACAUACAUCGAGGAUGACUUUAUCGGAUGAUGUGAAUCUAGAAGAAUUUGUGAUGACCAAGGACGAGUUUUCUGGGGCAGAUAUCAAGGCAAUAUGUACAGAAGCUGGCUUGCUAGCUCUGAGGGAGCGGCGGAUGAAGGUAGUAAUGCUUCCAUUGCUUCUUUUUUGCGGCGCCUUUGAAAUAUAUAUAUAUAUAUAUAUAUGAAGGUAGUAAUAUAUAUAUAUAUAUCAGAAUUUUGGUCUCAGAUUAUAUAUGAUCCACGUGACUCUGUCGUCCGUUGACUUUGAGUUGACAUGUAAGCAUCUCAGAGUUUAUCACUCUCUUUUUUCUUUUUGGUGUUGACAAAGUAUUAAGUUUCUAAAAAAAAAUAUUUCCAUGCGGUUUUUUUUUUUGUAUUUUUAGGAUCCCGGUCAGUCUCUUUGAAUUGUUUCCAUUUUUGGUUAUCUCUACUCCGGCAAGAUGCUGUAAAUGCCUGAGACACCACCAUGACUGUAAAUGUAUACUGGUUGGCCCAGAUAAUGGGGGCAGCUGCCGCGUGAUUCUUUCGUCCGUUGACUUUGAGUUGACUUUGAACCAUCUCAGAGUUUAUCACUUUCUCUAUUUUGGUGUUGAUAAAGAAUUGAAGUUUCUGAAAAAUAUACUUCCAUGCAGUUUUUUUUUUUUUUUUUUUUUUGUAUUUGUAGGAUCCCGGUUAAUCUCUUUGAAUUGUUUCCAUUUUUGGUUAUCUCUACUCCGGCGAGAUUCUAUAAAUGGGCCCCCAGAUAAUGGGGGUAGCUGCCACGUCAUAACUCAUGGCAUUCUCCCUGAUCUCCCUUCUUGCUUCCAGGUCACACACGUGGACUUCAAGAAGGCCAAGGAGAAGGUGAUGUUCAAGAAAAAGGAGGGCGUUCCCGAGGGGUUAUACAUGUGA
This is a messenger RNA of Spirodela intermedia, 4280 nucleotides long. The record is from the annotation of a GenBank genome assembly. NCBI's taxonomy places the organism in Eukaryota, Viridiplantae, Streptophyta, Magnoliopsida, Alismatales, Araceae.